This is a messenger RNA of Tricharina praecox, 1261 nucleotides long. Its product is annotated as pectate lyase. Gene Ontology annotation, cellular component: extracellular region. The record is from RefSeq and is a predicted model, not a curated record. The transcript is spliced from 4 exons. Gene Ontology annotation, molecular function: pectate lyase activity. Gene Ontology annotation, biological process: pectin catabolic process. The coding region runs from base 358 to 1104 and encodes 248 amino acids. NCBI's taxonomy places the organism in Eukaryota, Fungi, Ascomycota, Pezizomycetes, Pezizales, Pyronemataceae.
CCCCUCCCCCCCCCAGCAACAUGUAGGGUAGGGUGGGUAGUGUAGGCCAAGAUCUAGAUCCAGCCGCGAUGAAACACGCACUCAAUACUCCUCGGAAUCGGCGGGAGUACCUGGGGGGCGCUCGGUGGAAAGCGGUGCGAAGUGAGGGCGAUAUUGGGGUUUGGUCGAUUGAGUGGAAUAAUUCCUCAGGCUGGCUGGAGGAUGGAUAUAACUUAUAGCCAUUGGCUAUCGUGCAGAGGCUUUGUAUAAAUUCCAUAUCCACCCCUCGAACAUCCACAGCUUUCGAUCAGCCACCAAGCAAAGCACUCAUUCACUUCUCCCCGCUCACUCACUCACUCGAAUAUCCAUCGCACAACCAUGACGCAGCUCACCACCCUCCUCCUGCUUUCGCUCGCCAUCUUCAGCGCCUCAGUUUCCGGCGCGGCCACUACGGUCUUCCCAGCGGCAGCGGGCAGCACCGUGCUCUCAGCGCCCAUCGUGGUCUCCGGCACUUACGACGGCGGGAUGAAGCGUUUCGAGCGCAACAACGGCUGCAACGCGGGCGAGGGCGGCACGGCCGACGCUGUCUUCCACGUGCAGUCCGGCGGCACGCUACAGAAUGUGAUCAUUGGCGCGGCGCAGACCGAGGGCGUGCACUGUCUCGGGCCCUGCACGAUCAAGAACGUCUGGUGGGAGGACGUAUGCGAGGACGCGUUAACGAUCAAGCAGUCGUCUGGGACGUCGUACAUCAUUGGCGGCGGCGCACGGAACGCAGCCGACAAGGUGAUCCAGCACAACGGCGGCGGCACGGUCAGCGUUACCGACUUCUUCGUGAGCAACUUCGGGAAGCUCUACAGGUCCUGCGGAAACUGCAGCUCGCAGGUCAAGAGGACUUUCAUCGCUACUGGCGUCGUCGCACAAACCGGAAGUGUCCUCGCGGGUAUUAAUACUAACUACGGAGACACCGCAACGAUCUCGAACACCUGCACCGCCGGCGUCACCGACAUCUGCCAGCGCUUCACGGGCAACAGCAACGGCGAUGAGCCGGUCAAGACCGGCGCAGGUAACGACGGCACGUACUGCAAGUACGACAGCACCGUGACCAGGAGGAGCACCUGCGUGUAAGCGGGUACCAUGGUCCGUGGCCCGUGACGUCACGUGAUCUCACUCGAGAAGUGGUAGUGGUGGUGGUGGUUUUUCUUUCUUAUUCUAUGUACGUUCCUUUGUUAUUUAGUCUGUUUAUCACAAAAAAAGACUUGCGCAAGUCAUCAUUCUUUCCGAG